AUGUCUGUACUAAUUGAAAAGUUCAAGAGCUUGUCGCUCUCUACUGAGCUAAACAAAGAGCAGCUUGCUCAAGCCGCGCAAUGGGAAUCCGUUGUGAAAUCCGGCCAAAUUCAAGGUCACAUCGAUGAGCUUAACCUGCGUUUGAGAGACCAUUCCUUCAUUCUAGGAACCCUGGUUCCAACUGAGACCGACACUGUCGUUUUCGAGUCUGUUUUUCCAUUGAUCAAGGACCUCAUUGCGUCCUCCAAGGACGUCAAGGGCCACUAUGCCAAAUUCAGACACAUUCUUAGAUGGAUUGCAUACUUGCAGGAGCUGCUAGAAAUUCCAAACAACGAGCAGUUGGAGAUCAACUUUGAUUUGGAGCUUCCACGCGAGGUAAUUGAGAAAAAGAAGAAGGAAGAUGCCAAGAAACCUGCUGAGGCCGCCGAGGGUAAGAAGAAGGAAGCGUCGGCUCCUAAGGAAGGUGCUGACAAGGGCAAGCAGCCAAGGGGUAAGCCUGACGAGGAGACCCUGAAGAAGCUCAGAGAAGAAGCAAAGGCUAAGAAGGCCGCAAAGAAGGCCGCUAAUGCUCAGGCUCAGCCUCAAGACCAGCAACCACAGAAGCCUAAGCCUUCCGCGAUUGACUUCCGUGUGGGUUUCAUUCAAAAGGCUGUUAAGCACCCAGACGCAGACUCUUUGUAUGUUUCUACUAUCGAUGUUGGUGACGAAGAGGGUCCAAGAACUGUGUGCUCUGGUUUGGUCAAAUACUUCCCUCUGGAAGCUAUGCAAGAGCGUUAUGUCGUUGCAGUUUGCAACCUAAAGCCUGUCAACAUGAGAGGUGUGAAAUCUACUGCCAUGGUGUUGUGUGGUUCUGAUGAAAACAACGUUGAGUUUGUUCAGCCACCAGAAGGCUCUAAGGCUGGUGACAAGGUGUUUUUCGAAGGGUUCGGUGACGAGGAGCCCGCUAAGCAGCUCAACCCUAAGAAGAAGAUCUGGGAACAACUACAACCACACUUUUCUACUAAUGAGAACCUAGAGGUUUACUUUAAUGAUGAGGACGAAAAGAAGGCCAGAAAGUUGACCAACGCCAAGGGGGAGUCUUUCAAAGUUGCUUCCAUCGCCAAUGCCAACGUCCGUUAA
Molecule: messenger RNA, 1119 nt
Organism: Lachancea thermotolerans CBS 6340
Lineage: Eukaryota; Fungi; Ascomycota; Saccharomycetes; Saccharomycetales; Saccharomycetaceae
Gene: ARC1
Product: Arc1p
Exons: 1
Coding region: 1-1119 (372 amino acids)
Cellular component (GO): methionyl glutamyl tRNA synthetase complex
Molecular function (GO): tRNA binding
Source: RefSeq, a predicted model, not a curated record